Molecule: messenger RNA, 436 nt
Organism: Symbiodinium necroappetens
Lineage: Eukaryota; Dinophyceae; Suessiales; Symbiodiniaceae
Source: the annotation of a GenBank genome assembly
GUACUACUGGUCCCAUUUCAGACGACUGAAUGUUGAAUGGGCCUGCCAGCACCCAGCUGAGGGGACGAUCCCUAUCAGUGUCUAUGGUGACGAGGCAACGUACUCCAGCCUGCAAGACAAGUUCCUGGCACUGAACCUGUCUUGUCCUCUUUUCCGGCCGAAGGGAAAGUCAUCCUGGACCAAAUACUGGCUCUUCUUCAUCGUCUCCAGUGCCAUACACCUGGGGAACGUCACGCUGCGUCCAAUUUUAUGCCGUGCUGUCUGGAGCCUCAACCUGGCUCGGAGGCAGCUCGCGUAUGCCAUCGUUGUGACGCCUGUCGCAUUCCCUCGCAUGGUGGCCGAAUGUUCACGAAGUUCGGUGAGAUCGAACAGUUUGCACAAACGAGCACAGCGCAGUUUAUAUUGCAGGUCCUGCCGGACCAACCAUGCCCAUUGA